AGGCCACUCGAUUGCGCGAUUCUUUGCUUCGAUUGUGUGCAUCACUGAUGAUCAAAAUUUUGUUUUUCCAAUUGUAAUAGUUCGCCAAAGUUUGGAUUGACGAGACUCGUUUGAUCUGUAUAUUUUGAUUUUCCGCCAGACUGGGCUACUUACUUGUUACUUGACUUGGAAAAAGGUCUCAAAGGGUUAUAGGACUUCAUAAAGGAGGCUGUGGAACUCAGAUAUAUUUCACAUAGCUGGUGGAGAACUACUACUCACCAUGUCUUCAAAAGGGUUGGAAAUGCCUGUUUCCGGAUCUGACAAGUUGGAAGUCCCUGUUCUUGGAUGUCGCUUCAGUGAGAAGGCUGAACAUUUACCAAUUAAGAAAAGGAGAUUUGUAUUUAAAACUUCAUCUCCACCUCAUAACACUGCAUCCUCAGAUGUGCCUGAAAGUGCUGCAGCAUGUCUUGAUUCUUCAAAUCAGGAGAUCCAACCAAGACCAGCUGCAAGUUGCCCAUCUGCUGAAUCUUUGACAGUGGCUUCCCUGUGUCAAAAUGGUAGUGUUGAUAAUAAAGUGCAUGGAGAAAAGUUUGCAAAAACUAGUGACAAUAUUUGUGGCAUAUCUUUAGGCUCAUAUGGGACAAAGAGUCUUGAAGCUCGUGCCACUAUAAAACUUGAACCAAACAGUGUGAACUUGCCCAAUAUUUCUGUUAAAGAAACCGGAUUACAUACAUCAACAGUUCCACUUAAAGAUGGUGAUUGUUCAUCUCCAGACAAGGCCAGAGUGGAUAAUUCCACCCUAGACAAUCAGGUAACAAGUCAGGGGCAGAAGUCUGCUGUUUGUGAUGAGAGAUUAAACUGGGACUUGAAUACUGUAAUGGCAUGGGAAGAAUCACCAGAAUGUGACCACAACAUACACACAACAUAUCCUGAGGGAAACAACACCUGUAAGGAAGGAAAUUCUAAAGUUUGUAAGCAAGAACAGGUAUCUGGAAGUGCAUCUGAAAACUUAGGCAAUAAAAGUUUAGCUAACUUGAGAAGUUCACCUCAUACAAUUCAUGAAAAAGAACCAGAAGAACGCAAACCAAACAGUAAAAAUAUCAACAAACUGUUGUUUCCUGUUAUUCCCAGUGCUCCUCCUCAUGCACCAGUCAACAAUAUAAAAUCCUUGCACGCUCAAAAUCUUGAUAUUUCCAAUAAUGCUGUUCCUAGUAUUGUCAAAGUGGAGCAUCCAACAUGUGACAUUUCCAAAAAUCACAAGAAUGGUAAUGAUUUGGUAUUUCCUAUGACUGUUAACACAGGCUUUUCAUUGGACUAUUCUGUACCCCUGGGUUUUAAUCCUUCCAUAAACACACGUCCCUUGGAAGAAGAAAAUGUUGUUUCAGGGAGUAAUGUGAAUCAUGCUAUUACUACUCCACUACAAACAACCGAGAAUGAGAAUCUUAAUUUAUCACUUGUCACUGUGGCCUCUCUAGAAAAUGAAGUUCAUCAAAGUGGAACUAGUUUUGAAGAAGAUGAUAAAACUAAGGUCAAAAGAUUAAUUACUAGCAAUUGCAUGACCAUGGAGAAUUUGAUUGACAAAGGGAGUCCAAGGACUCCCCAAGAUGCUUACAAAGCAAUAAACCAGUCUACCAUUGGUUCACUUUUUGCCAUACAAUCAUCAGUGUUACCAGAAGGUGAAGAAGAUCAACCUUGUUCUGAUGCUCUUCAAGUCAAACCUGAAAAGUCAGCAUCAACUCCACCAUCUGUAAGUCAUAAUAACAAAGAAGCAUGCCAAGUGGGUGUGGACAAUGGUAUUGAGAAUUUUCCUAGUGACAUUCAAGGAAGUGAGGUUGAUAAUGUAGAGGAAUUGUCAGUUGGAUAUGAUUCUCAAUUUGAAGAUGGAGAAGUGAGAGGGGAAUCAAGCAUACAGACAUGGGAAGGAUCCGGAUCCGAGGGCGACAAUAGAGAAAACGAACAUGAACACAAUUCCCAAUGUGUAGCACCAGAAAGCUCUUCAAGAAUAAGAUCCAACACUGAUAUGGCCUCCUCUCAAAAGGGAACCGAUGAAAUUUCCAUUUCCAGUGUAGUUUUGGCUGAACAAGUAUCUAAUUCUACUGAACCAAACGAGACAAAUACAAGAGAAGUUAGCAUGAAGGAUGAAAGUGAAUCAGAUCAAUGGAAGAUGAAUGUAUCAGGAUCUGAGGAUUACAAUGUUGCCAGGAUGAAAGACUUGCCAAGUAUAAAGUUGUAUAAUAAAAGAGAAACACCAACAACAACAGCACGUGAUGUGUUUAUUAACAGGGGUAGUAGAUUCCGGAUGCAAGGCCACUACAGUUCAAACAAUGGAGGUGAUGAUUCGGCUUCAAGAUCUAGAGAAGCAGGGUUAGUAAGAUCAUCAUCCUUUAGACGUGGUAAUAACAGAAAAUACUCUCCGCAUGUCCGUGCUGGUAACCGUGGAGGUGCGACAUGGAAUCGUUCCCCAGGAAGAGACAACAGGGAACCACCUUUGCCUUUCUUCCGCGAUGUCGAGACUCUGACAAACGAAGUCUGUUUGGAUCAAAAUCAAAACGAUGAUGUCAUCAUCCGACCCGGUGCUCCGUAUCGUCAAUCUUUCAGAACCAGAUUAGUAGGAAACCGAGAGGAAGACGAUUUCCGUGCGCGUUUGGGAUUACGUCCAGCUGGCGACACACGCUUUGUGGGCCGGGGAAGAUCUUUGAGAUAUAAUCCGAGAGGUGUGGGCCCCAGGGUACGUUACAGUGGACCUGCAAACGAUGGAUACAAUGAACAGUUGGAAUAUUCACAUAGUUUUAAAAGGCGGUGCUAUUCUCCAACAGAAAGGAGAGAGAAUCAGAAUCAGCCGUGUGUGCAUCACCAUUCUGGCUCUACAUCUCCUCCAAGAUCAUGUACUCGUAGUAGAUCGCCUAGAAUUCGAAGGCCGAGAUCUCCCAAUUUCCGUUUUGAAGGAGUAGAUGGAGGAUAUAAUAAUAAUCAUGAUAACAACUUGUCUCCGGGUAGUACUAAUACCAGAUGGGUGAAAUACAAACAACGAACUACUGUUUUUAACAGAUCACCUCCUCCACCAAUUGGGGAGAGGUUAAGUUUUUAUGAUUCUUCAAGAAAAACAAAAGAGAAUGAGAAUUACAGAUCUGGGCAUCCUGGAAGAUUUUCUGAUGUGAUGGAUCAUCAUCAUGGGUAUAGGCGGGGUGGGUUUGUUAAACGGAAUGAAAUGGGUAGGCCUUUGAAACAUAAUAAUGAGUAUGAUGAGGAAGAUGGUUAUGGUCCAGUGGAAGGUAUGGACUUCCAUGGGAGAGGAAACCCUAAACCUUAUACUAAUGGGACUGACACUAGGUUUCGUGACCUUCCAAGAAGGGCUAGAGAAGAGAGAGAGAAUUGGUGAGAGGUAACCAAACAUCACAGGUCACCACCAAUCAUCACCCAAUGAGAGAGAGAGAGAGAGAGAGAGAGAGAGAGAGAGGGUUAAGAGAGAAUGAUGACGUAUCCAUCAAUGGAUGGAAGCUUCUAGAAGAGAGAACAGAUGAGUGAUAGAGGUGUGGUUUACAAAAAGUGAUGGAGCUUUGAAAGGUUGUCUAUACUCUAUAUAUAUAGAAGAGACUAUUUCGAUUAUGUUUUGUGAAUUGGUCUCUCUCCCUUGACAAAGUUGAGACAGAAAGUUAGAAAUGUUGCUAAAGUUCAUCACUGAUAUAUGAUCCACUUAGGGUGCUUUUAUGGGGGUUCUUAAUGGGUUGUAACUAAGGCGUGUUUUCUUGUUUAAGUGCUGUAUGGAUAAAUGAUAUAUACGAAGGUGAUAAGUUUUCUUGUUAAGUGUUGGAUGGAUAGAGAAGUUAGAACUUAAAAGGAUACAUCGUUAACGCAUCUCAAAAGUCAAAUCCAUUCUCAAAACCCUUUUUUACAUUGAAUUUGAUGUUAAAUCAUUCCAAGCCAAAAUCAAUUCAUUGGUAAAACACUAUAUUGUUGGUGUUAAACUUAUUGCUGUAAGAUUUAGGGGGUG
This is a messenger RNA of Lactuca virosa, 3970 nucleotides long. Lineage: Eukaryota; Viridiplantae; Streptophyta; Magnoliopsida; Asterales; Asteraceae. The record is from the annotation of a GenBank genome assembly.